This is a messenger RNA of Microsporum canis CBS 113480, 1197 nucleotides long. Its product is annotated as C-type cyclin. The coding region runs from base 1 to 1197 and encodes 398 amino acids. The transcript has 5 exons. Gene Ontology annotation, biological process: regulation of transcription by RNA polymerase II; positive regulation of DNA-templated transcription, elongation. The record is from RefSeq and is a predicted model, not a curated record. Lineage: Eukaryota; Fungi; Ascomycota; Eurotiomycetes; Onygenales; Arthrodermataceae. Gene Ontology annotation, cellular component: nucleus; cyclin/CDK positive transcription elongation factor complex. Gene Ontology annotation, molecular function: cyclin-dependent protein serine/threonine kinase activator activity.
AUGUCGCCAACGGUGAAUGAGGGGACUCCGGAAGCGCAGCAAGCAGACGGCCCCCCUGUAGCACCUCAUCCAUCCUUUAUACAGGUCGCAAAUCCGUAUAUCUUUGAGAAAACGGUCCAAGAUUGUUUUGCAGCUACGGGGGUAAAUUCUCUUCGGGAAGAUAGCAAUCGGCUCCAGGGAAUUACCUGGAUUGAUAACGUUCGAAAGGCUCUUCAUCUGCCUGUCCGGACGUUCAACACAGCGUCUAUUUAUUACCACAAGUUUCGCCUGGUCCAUCCGGACAAUGAGUAUAAUUACAUAGAAGCGGCUGCGGCUGCGCUAUUUACUGCGUGUAAGAUCGAAGACACGUUAAAGAAAUCCAGAGACAUCCUGUGCUGCUCGUACAAUCUCAAGCUCCCUCCAACAGAGCAGUUAUCUGCAGAUGAUCCUCUUUUCGAGACGCAUUCUCGGGCCAUCAUUGGCCUUGAGAGGCUGAUGCUAGAAUCAUCUGGAUUCGAUUUUCGAAACCGUCACCCUCAAAAGGUCCUGAUGAAACUUACAAGGCAAUGCGGCCUCGGUAAAGAUUCGCAAGUCGGACGAAUCGCCUAUACUAUCAGUUUGGACCUGUAUAGAACUUUUGCCCCGCUUAAACAAACAUCGGCUACAAUGGCCUUUGCCUGCCUGGAGCUAGCAGGCAGGCUUCUCAAGGAACCGGUAGAGAAAAUACAGUCUGAGGACGAAUAUAAACUAUGGGAAACCUCACGUGCAGAGGUCAUGGAAACAAUCCUCGAUUUACUCGAACUAUACACACAUAACCGUGCAUCAACUUCAGUUGGCCCUGACUUUAGCCUUGACCUGUUCCUGAACAUCCGUAUCCCUUUGAAUGAGGAAGCAGACGCCAACAAUAUCCCCCGAUUUGCUUACUGGAAGAAGAGAAAGGCGGAAAGUAACGGAGUAUCGAACGGGACCUCUUCAAAGAAGUCUAAAAAUAGUCAUCACCGACAUAAAGAUAACCACGAUACAUCUACCGUACAUGUUGCUCCGCCCGUGAACCCGAUGAUGCCUACUGCUGCCCAUGACUCUGUUGCGAAGGCCAAUGAACGCAGCAGGGACACUGCGAUACGAUUCAUGCUGAACCCUGAGCAGGCACAAUCAGAACGUGAGACGGUGGCCGAAUAUUUCAAGGUUGAAAUGGAAGAAUAUGAAGUGGAAGAAUAA